GUUGGAGGAGAGGGGAGGGGAGAGAAAGAGCAAGAGAGAGAGAGAGACAGAAAGCAAGAGAGAAAGAGAGCACAAUUCACUCGGUGAAUCGCUUGCAAGCUUUGGGCUGAUAAUUAGGGAUCUCGGGAGAGCAGUUUCUCAGAAUCACCUGCUCUCCUUUAAACGGACCGAAUGAAGACGGUGGUUCAGUCCUGCUGAUAUUUUUUAAGCCCUCCUCGCAGUUUGAUGGGCAUUCCCAGUGCUUUUGUGCACGUCUCGGAAAGCGUUGACGUGGAAAGGAGCAGCGAGGAGGGGGAGGUUGGAGAAAAAAACCCGCAGCUCCUCUAAAAAUACGGAGGGCAUGCAAGAGUGCGAGCAGGCUGGGGAGGAGGGCGAGGUGAGCGCGCCUCGCACCAUGUUGCCCGGGUGCCGGCGCGGCGCAGUUUCGGAGAUGUCCCUCCUGUGACUGGACGCACCAUGAGCAUCUGGGAGGUGAUCCUGGCUUUCGUGGUGGUGGUGCUGAUGCUCGUGGCCCUGCUGGCCAACGUGCUGGUGCUGAUGUGCUUCUUGUACAGCGCCGACAUCCGCAAGCAGGUCCCGGGAUUGUUCAUCCUCAACCUCACCUUCUGCAACCUGUUGAUGACUGUUUCGAACAUGCCCCUGACCUUGGCUGGGAUCAUUUACAAGAGUCAACCAGGAGGAGAUCAGAUCUGCCACGUUGUGGGCUUCCUGGAGACUUUUCUCACCACGAACUCCAUGUUGAGCAUGGCAGCUUUGAGCAUUGACAGGUGGAUUGCUGUGGUCUUCCCUCUAAGUUAUCACUCCAAAAUGAGGUACAGAGAUGCUGCUCUCAUACUGAGCUACACGUGGUUACACUCGGUGUCGUUCCCGAUAGUGGCAGCUUCUCUCUCCUGGGUGGGUUUCCAUCACCUCUAUGCCUCCUGCACCCUGUACAACAAGAGACCAGAGGAUAGGACACAGUUUGUGAUUUUCACAGGGGUCUUUCACACCCUCAGCUUCCUCCUCUCCCUUAUAGUCCUGUGUUUCACAUAUCUAAAAGUGCUGAAGGUGGCACGGUUUCACUGUAAGCGGAUUGACGUGAUCACUAUGCAGACCCUGGUGCUGCUUGUGGACAUCCAUCCCAGUGUAAGAGAGCGUUGUCUAGAAGAACAAAAGAGACGGAGGCAGCGAGCAACAAAGAAAAUAAGUACCUUUAUUGGUACUUUUAUACUUUGUUUUGCACCUUAUGUAAUUACAAGACUUGUUGAAUUAUCCUCUGUGGUCCACAUCAAUUCCCACUGGGGAAUCAUUUCCAAGUGCUUAGCUUACAGCAAAGUUGUUUCAGACCCUUUUGUGUACUCUCUGCUACGGCAUCAGUACAAGAAGACAUGGAAAGACAUCAUAAACAAGAUCCUCAAAAGAAGCUCCAUCAAUUCCUCAGCCCUCACGAGCGAAUCGCACAAUCAGAAUAUAUUGCAGCUGAACGAAUGAGGAGCCUGGUAUGGGACCUACAAGACACAUAGAAAGAUAGAUGGGAAACAAAAGUAGCUGGCUUAUCCCUAGUAGCUAUCCUCAGCUGUCAAGGUUUCGGGAGGCAGUCACGGAGAGGUUGAAGCCCAGCCCGUGUCCCUCCGGUACCCAUGUAACACCUAAGGGAAGCAGGCUACUUUGCACCUCCUGCCUCCGACUAAAAGAGUGCUAUUGAUCGCGGUCCUGCAGGCUUCGCAAAUACAAAUCUCCCAUUGAUUUCCAUCAGCAGUGACACACACGUAUAGGGUAAAAAGCUAGUCCUCAGCAGAAGGACUCAUGAAGUAAUGGGAGCAAACUGGUGCCGUCGUAAGAUUAUUCUAAAAAGCUGCACAGGGUUGUUUGUGCUGUAUUUUUUCACUGGCUGCAGGUAACGCUCCCUCUGAUGGAGCUGCCAACCUGGCUUUACAAAAACUCUUAAUAGGAAAAACUUAAUAGAAAAAUCUUUACGUAGAUACUCAUACAGUGCCCAACAUAGCUUUCAACCUCUUCUGAUACAUAUUUUUUGAACAAUCCUGUAGAAUUGAAGGAAGAGAAAAAUCAGUUUUGAAGUAUGCUACAGGCUGGAUUCAGCCAUGCCUUCUCUAAGUUUUUUGAGUAACUUCCACAGAAUCCCAUUAGUUUUCUUCCCAUUAAAUUUCAGAAAAAUAAAAAUGGUAGACAGGAUGGAAAGGUCAGGAUGCCUACCUUCCAGUAUAUCUGAGCUGUAAAGAGACGGAUUUUGCCCAAAGCUGCAGAACUGGGCCCUGUGCCCAGGGGAAAAAAAAAAAAAAAAAAUCUUUUCCUGAGGUGUUAUUAAUCAUGUUUUUUUUUCCUACAGAUAUGUUGCUUAAAGGAAAUAUGAGCCUAAAGCUGAGUUUAAAAAUAUAAUUUCCAAAGCAAGUGGACCAAAAAUAAUAGACCCCUUCCCCACCAUGAAAGUGCAGCCAGUAAUCUGAAUCCACAUCCGAAUGUGCAAAUCUCAGGAGGUUUCAUUAUAGAUCUUUAUAGCUCUAGAUUGCACCUAUGCAUAGUAAUGUUAUUAACAUUUACCAUGCAUUCAGUUCAGCCUGCAGCUAACAUAGGUCUAAAUACCAGUAACAUUUUCAAAACCAGAACAAUCCUACUUGUCACAUUUCCUCAGACACCGCCACAGUAUCUUAAUUUUUGUAAACAUUAUUUGUAAGUACAUUAUAAGUACAACUACAGCUGGUAGAUGGCUUCACAACUGUCACAUAGACACAUGAUGCUGAAACCACCCUCCAGUGACUCAUGAAGAAUUACUUUCCUGGGUAAUUUUCAGCAAAUUGUCUCUCAAUUCAGUGAAAACACUAUGAAAUGAGACAGUUUUUCAAGUGUUUUCUUAUUAAUUAAGCUGCAGAAUAUCAAGAGCAAUAAUUAAUCGGUUGUCAUUUCUGCCGUUAAAAUUUUUAGGAAUAAUCAAUUUCUAAAACAACUUGCAUGAACAAAGUCUGUUGUCCUCAUAAUCUCUUUAAAAUUAAUUUCAGUUAAAGAACUAUUGGCUUCAAAAGCUUCACAUUUAUACUUUGAUUGGCAAAAGACUUACCACCAAUUCUGACCUUAAUUCUGCACACAUUUUUCUCCAGAAAGUGACUUAAAGUCCAUAAGACAACAGCAAGUUAACAUCAGAAAUUAAAUUAAUUUUUGCUGGGUAGGUCAAGAAAGCUUCUGUCCAGUGGCCAUAAAGUACGCAGUUUCCUUUGUGAGGGUAAAUAGAAAAUACAUACCCAGGUUUUGAAUAGUCUUGGUUAAUUAGACUUCAAGUAUGCGAUAGCAGCUUAAAUAACAGCUGACACAGCUGGCUACGUUACAGCCUAUCUUUGCUCAUAUUCUGACUGUCAACACCAUAUUGAGAAAAUAAGGCCCUGAGUACUAAAAAUGCGGGAUUAUUUUUUAGUUACCACCUCUUGUGUUCCCCCCAAGCAAAGGCCACUGUUUGGUGCCUAUAGCUCUGCAGAACCCCCAACAGCAAAGGUUAAUGAGCUAAAUUAGUAUAUUCCCUACCCCUUUUGCUAAACGGUCAAUGUCAGUUAUUUUGCAAAUAUUAGCAUGCUCCAUUUUGCAAGCUCUACCAUGAAUAUAAGUCAUUGAUAGAACAGACAUUAUGGCAACUACAAUUUCCUUCAUACCUUGCAAAAGGUGUCCACUGCUGAAGUUUUUGGCCAGUGAUUCAGAGCCCAAAGUGGUAAAUCAGUGGGGGGCUUCACCCCAAAGUCAGUGAAUGUGGGGUGAUACCUCAGUUGUCGGUCUGGAGAGCCUUGCCUUAGCCCUCGCUCUGGCAUGGUACUACAGCUGCAAGGAACCAUGUUAAUCUAUAAAUUUAUAUUGUCACCUGCUUUAUAAAUGCAAGCAUUAAUAUAAUGAAGAUCAUCAACUACCACGUAAAUAAAAAUUUUCAGCUUAACUAUUAAUCUUAGUUACAAAAAAAUAACAUAAUUCCAAUAAAAUAUACACACAAAGAUAGUCACAGAGUUUAAGUAAGUUUUUACAACACUGAGUUCAAAAUUAGCCCUUAGCCAGAUUAAAUAGUCUACCUCAUCUUAAUCAUUUUACUUCUUGAGCUUAACAUAAUUUUCUCAGGUGCAAUAGAUAAAAACACCCAGUUCAAUACCUGUUUCUUAAGAAAUUCAAGUCAUUUUGAUGACUUGAUUGUAUCAGAAUACAUGAUAUUAGAAAGUCCAUUAUUAGUGAGUUUGAAAAGAUAAAAAGCUCUGUAUCAGAUUGUUAUAUGUUUUACUAAGACCACUUUUACUUAAAUAAAUUGCAACAGGAUGAUUGCUAAAGUCCACAGCUGUUGUCAACUUAUGUGGGGCUGCUGCCGAAGUCAAUGGGAGGUUUGUAUGUCGAAAAACCUAGCCCCAGAAGGAUUUCAAAUUUUAAAUCAAUUAUUCAAAUAGAGUAAGAAAAUUUUCCAGAAAAAAACAUUCUAUAUUUAGGAUGGCUAGUAAAAGAUGGAGAAGAAUACAGCAUUGGACUUGUCUCAUUAUUAUUGUGUAUCACAGUCAGUCACUGGUUGAUUUAUGUGUCACCAUGAGCAAUAAAUCUCUCCCCUUGUAUGUGUUUAAAAAUUUGUCUUUCUUUCAUGGUGCCUUUCUUCUAGAAUUAAUCUUAAAACAGAGAAUAAAUAUAAUUUCCCCUUACUUACAUCAGCUCUCUGACACAUUGUCAUAUUUCUACCAUCUGAAGCA
Molecule: messenger RNA, 4694 nt
Organism: Harpia harpyja (harpy eagle)
Lineage: Eukaryota; Metazoa; Chordata; Aves; Accipitriformes; Accipitridae
Gene: GPR26
Product: G protein-coupled receptor 26
Exons: 3
Coding region: 457-1470 (337 amino acids)
Biological process (GO): adenylate cyclase-activating G protein-coupled receptor signaling pathway
Cellular component (GO): membrane
Molecular function (GO): G protein-coupled receptor activity
Source: RefSeq, a predicted model, not a curated record